GGCGGUUCCGUCGCUGUGGAGGCGGGAGCGGGAUCGGGACUGUCGCGAUAGAGCGGCCCUGGGGCCGGGGGGCCUCGGCACCCAGCGGGGCUGUCGCGAUAGAGCGGCCCUGGGGCCGGGGGGCCUCGGCACCCAGCGGGGCUGUCGCGAUAGAGCGGCCCUGGGGCCAGAGGGCUCGGCAUCCAGCGGGGCUGUCGCGAUAGAGCGGCCCUGGGGCCAAGGGGCUCGGCACCCGGCGGGGCUGUCGCGACAGUGAGGGGCCCCGGGGCCGCAGUUGUGUCAGGACCUGUCGCGAUAGGAGCGGAGCUUCCCCCUUGCCACCCACGUGCGUGGCCUUUAGGGCUCACUCACAGUGGGAGUGGAGUCCUCAAGGCCGGACUGUCGCGAUAAGAGCGGGGUGCGCGGGGCCAGUCCCGGCAGGGCUGCUGUGACACGAGUGGGGUCGCUCAGACCAUCUUCGCCAGGGCUGUCGCGAUAGUGGGGUGCGCCGUGCCCGUGCUCCCCGGAUGGAGCCCGGGAUGGAUCCCGGCGCGGCUCUCCCGGCCCUGCAGCGGGAGCUGCGGGCGGCGCUGGCCGAGGACGAGCGGAGGCAGCGGGAGGGCGAGGCCAAGCUGAGGGCGCUGCACCAGCGCGUCCCCGACUAUCGCGACUUCAGGAACAUCGUGCUGGCCUCACACCUGAAGCCUCUGGAGAAGAAGGACAGGCUGGGGCAGAGGAGGAAUGUGCUGUGGAAUCCCUGUGCAGCCCCAGCCAAGGCACUGCCUGCCCACACUGAGGAGAUCCCACAGGAGCUGGCUCAGCUGCCGGGAACGGCCGCGGAAUUCCACAGGGAUUGGCACCGGUGCCUGAGGAGCGGGACGGAGCGGUACCGGUUCCUGCUGGAGCUGGGAGGGGACACCUUGUGCAGGAUCUUCCGGGCUGACGUGGGCUUUGGCCUCCUGGGGGAAUUCCUGAGGGUGCUGGCAGAGAACUUCCACCCUGGAGACGGGGCUGCCGUGCUGGGCGUCCUGCAGGGCCUGGCAGGCACCGGGCGCCUGGGGCUGAACGUGGAGCUGCUGAGCCAGGAGGAGAAGGAGAGCGGCAGGGAAUUGUUCAGGAAGCUGCAGGGCAUGAGCAGGGAGGGCUGGGCUGCUGGAAAGCUGGGCCAGGAGGCAGGGAGGGAACCCCAGCCCAUGGACACCCCCUUGGAAAAGGAAGGCGAGGAGGAGAGGGCGGUGGUGGAGCUGAUGAAGCGUUUCCAGCUCGGCUGAGGGGGCAAGAGAGACUCAGAAGAGACUCAAGGCCUGACUUUGGCAUCACCCAGAGCACGAGUUCUGCACAAAUAAAGUUCUGUCCC
This is a messenger RNA of Empidonax traillii (willow flycatcher), 1336 nucleotides long. RefSeq names its product coiled-coil domain containing 103 (gene DNAAF19). Bases 507 to 1250 code for a protein of 247 amino acids. Lineage: Eukaryota; Metazoa; Chordata; Aves; Passeriformes; Tyrannidae. Gene Ontology annotation, biological process: determination of left/right symmetry; inner dynein arm assembly; epithelial cilium movement involved in extracellular fluid movement. Gene Ontology annotation, cellular component: outer dynein arm. The record is from RefSeq and is a predicted model, not a curated record. The transcript has 4 exons.